Molecule: messenger RNA, 1923 nt
Organism: Benincasa hispida (wax gourd)
Lineage: Eukaryota; Viridiplantae; Streptophyta; Magnoliopsida; Cucurbitales; Cucurbitaceae
Product: Trm112p-like protein
Source: RefSeq, a predicted model, not a curated record
GAAAAAAGGGUAAACGGACAGCAAACGCCGAGUGAGCUUAAAGUUUAAACCCAAUUCUGUUGGGCUAUCAAACCGCCUGGGGAAAAGAGAAAAAAAAAGAAAAAAAGAGGCCGGCUGCAGUGAAUUUAAACUUUUCGAAGAAGAAAUUCAGGCGGCGAAAAAUUGAAUUCACAGCUCAACUUUCUUCAAACUUCAUUCUAAAAUGGUGAAAAUAAGCAAAGCGCUUCUGAAAGAAGCGAGCUCUGGUUUCACCAAGACUCUGUCCGAGAUCCUGGUCUGCCCCCUCUCCAAACAACCUUUAAGGUAUUGCGAGGCGUCGAAUUCUCUAAUCAGCGAUACGAUUUGUGUUUCUUUCCCUAUAAGGGACGGAAUUCCUUGUUUGGUGCCAAAGGAUGGAAGGAUAAUCGAAACUGAGGAUGCAUUGAAAGGUGAGGAUACUGUUGAGCUUACUCGAGAAAAAUGAGGUGCUUGUUUGGGAGUGGAAGACAGUCUCUAUUUAUUGAGCUGAAUACUGAGAAGAGAUGUCAACAUAAUGGCACUACCCUUCACACUUGUAUGUUUAUGCUUUGUAAGUUUCCACUUCAGAAUGAUUUGAAUGGUCUCACUUCCUCAAAAUUGCUGGUAUUGCCAAUAAAAUAGUCAGGUUCGACCACUUGUCCAAAAAUCUUUCUUGCUUUUUUUUCUAGCGAGGAAAUUGUUACGAGGAAACUAAACAGGAGAGGAGGAUAUCCUCUAAAUUUUUCUGUUCAAUACUUUUGUGCUUGCCCUGAACAGUCUGAGGGUAAUUUGAAAAAUUGCUGGUUCACCUACAUUUGCUGUUUUCCAUAGUAUCAACUCCUUAACCUUGGGGUUUAAUAUGUAUUGGAGGCCUUUUUGCCUUAAAUUACACUGUCCAAUCACUAUCAAAAUCACAAUUAUGAUGAAGAAAGCACGUUCAGCAUUCAGUAGUCAUCAACUAGCAAUCCGGAUACCAAUUCUCCAGUUAAGGUUUCUUCUUACUACUAUUGUCUUAUGGUUCUUCACUUGUUAUGCCACAAUCUUGUAAGCCUUCUUCUCUUAUGUUUUUAAGUUGACACCAUUUCUCUAGCUAUUUUUUCAUUUAAUAAAUUUCUCUAGUUCCUAUCUUAGGGGCAAGGUCACUUAGAUUUUCCUUUCAUGAGACGCUGGCAUUUCUCAAUCAGGUUUCCUUCGUGAAAUGGUUAUCAUUUUAUCAAGUUAGCACAGAUGGGAUAGCAACUUUAUUUACACAUGGCAUGGAACACUAUUACUUGAAAGGUCAAGUGUAGCAAUCUUGUUUAGGUGCAACCACUUCAUCUUUGAAAUUUUGGGAUCUUCUUUUCAAUCCAACUACCAUUCCUCAAAUAUAAUUAUCCCCCAUCAAUGAACUAUAACCAAAUAUCCUUUUUACCUUUAAUGAAUGGUGUGCAGGAAGAUAAUCUCCUCUUGUUUUAACUUCAUAGCACUCAGAUCGUGUCCAGGUAUCAAGAAUGCAUUAUUAUGCGUGGAUAGUAUUGCUUCAUGUUUUAUGCAGAGGGCCAAGGAGAAAGGUUGUGAGACUUCGACACAUCCAACCUUGGAUGGUGCUGCUAUGGAGACAGAGUGGUGUUCGGUGUGUUUGUCAAAAGUAAUGGAGAGAGAGGAAGCGCGAGUUCUUCCUUGCCAACACGAGGUUCACAAGAUAUGCGUCGAGAGGUGGUUCCAUGAUUGCCAGAAACAGAAAACUUGUCCAAUUUGUCGGUUUUGGAUGAGAGAUGAGGAUGUUCAGACUACAGAAGUGCUUACAGAGGAGAUGGUAAUCUGGUUCACUUGUUUUCAGGUUAUUGGUUACUAAACUGAACUGAAAGUUCUCAUCUAUUUCUUUGCCUAACAACUUAGGGGGCGUUUCGGCAUUAAGUGGGUUAUAAUGGUCAGUGUUUAUUAUAA